This is a messenger RNA of Pseudogymnoascus verrucosus, 2348 nucleotides long. RefSeq lists its product as uncharacterized. Gene Ontology annotation, biological process: pentose-phosphate shunt. Bases 219 to 2348 code for a protein of 709 amino acids. Gene Ontology annotation, molecular function: transketolase activity. The transcript has 6 exons. Lineage: Eukaryota; Fungi; Ascomycota; Leotiomycetes; Thelebolales; Thelebolaceae. Gene Ontology annotation, cellular component: cytosol. The record is from RefSeq and is a predicted model, not a curated record.
CUCUACAGUUGUUUUACCAUCAUGUAAUGAGAGUUCCAAUAAGUUUUGCACUAACGUUUCUAACUCCGAGCUGAAAGCUAUAAUUCCUCGAUUCUCAGUUUUUUUUUAAAAAAAGAUUUCCUGCGCGCUCUGUCAAUUAUAAUAACCGCCACCUAAACAUCGAUUCUUAAGAGUGUUGUGUUUAUCCAUUUCCCGUACAAACACCUCCGAUUCCAACAAUGGCGCCAUCCGUAACACUGGUUGACUUUGACACCGUGAAGUCAAAGUCUCAUAACCUAAGUCUUGUCGACCACGAAGAUCAUGAUUUGGUGUUGCGGACGUUUCGGGUUCUAAUAGCAGACCUCGUGCAGCAUUUCAAUGGCGGUCAUCCAGGAGGUGCGAUGGGCAUGGCAGCAAUUGGUGUCGCCCUUUGGCGGUACACUAUGAAAUAUUCUCCUGAUCACCCGGAGUGGUUUAAUCGCGAUAGAUUCAUCUUAUCAAAUGGGCAUACGUGUUUGUUUCAAUAUUCAUUUCUUCAUUUAUUAGGGUACAAGCAUAUGACCUUGGAUCAACUUAAAACCUACCACUCCCCGUCCCCAGACUCAUUUUGUCCAGGGCAUCCGGAGAGAGAGCAUACUGGGAUAGAAGUCACGACCGGUCCUCUUGGCCAAGGAAUUGCCAAUGCGGUUGGAAUGGCCAUGGCGACGAAGCACUUGGCAGCAACUUACAACAGACCUGGCUUCGACAUUAUUAACAAUACAACCUGGUGUAUGACUGGCGACGCAUGCCUCCAAGAGGGUGUUGGGCUAGAAGCCAUUUCUCUAGCCGGACACUGGAAACUGAACAACCUUGUUUUAAUAUUUGACAAUAACAACGUCACUUGUGAUGGAAGUGCAGAUGUUGCAAAUACAGAAGAUAUCAAUGCGAAGAUGGCGGCGAGCGGGUGGAAUGUUAUUGAGGUUCUAGACGGGUCGAACGAUGUGCAAAGUAUCACGAACGCUUUAGCCGCCGCACGAGACAGCAGCGAGAAACCGACUUUCAUCAACUGCCACACUGUGAUUGGUAUUGGAAGUGCGGUUGCAGGAGACGCCAAGGCUCAUGGUGCUGCGUUUGGUGAAGAAGACGUGAAGAAUAUUCAUCAGAAAUUCGGCUUCGACCCAGAGGAGCGGUUUAACGUUCCGGACAAAGUGUAUGACUUCUUUAGAAAGGACCUCCGUUCCCGGGCUGAUUCAGUGGACCAAUGGGAGGUUUUGCUGGAUUCAUACUGCAAAGCCCACUCAGAGUUGGGCGAUGAGUUGCGGCAAAGAAUUAAAGGGGAGCUGCCGAGCAACUGGGAGAAUGUUAUUCCAAAGUCGUUCCCCACAUCACCAACAGCAAGCCGCAAAUCUGCAGGCCUUGUUUGCAAUCCGCUGGCAAAAACAAUUCCGAAUUUUAUGGUAGGCACUGCAGAUCUAUCACCAAGUGUCCAUAUGAGUUGGCCUGGAAAGGUGGACUUUCAAAGUCCCACCCUUAAAACCGUAUGUGGUAUUAAUGGCAACUACAGUGGGCGCUAUAUACAUUAUGGUAUCAGAGAGCAUGCUAUGGCUUCUAUAGCAAAUGGACUUGCUGCCUUCAACCGUGGGACUAUCAUACCCGUCACAUCCAGCUUCUUCAUGUUCUAUUUGUACGCCGCGCCUGGAGUCCGCAUGGGGGCUCUCCAGGAGCUCCAGGUCAUCCAUAUAGCAACCCACGACAGCAUCGGCACAGGAGAAGACGGACCUACUCACCAGCCCAUUGAGUUGGCAGCCUUGUACCGUGCUAUGCCUAAUCUCCUAUACAUUCGACCAUGUGAUUCAGAAGAGGUUGCUGGCGCGAUGACUGUGGCGUUGAAGUCUAAGCAUAGAUCGACAAUUAUCUCUACGUCAAGACAGAAUCUACCGCAGCAUGUGGAGAGCAAUCGAUAUUCCGUCAGAUAUGGUGCUUAUGUAUUCCGUGAGAAGGAAGAUGCAGCAGUAACACUCAUCGGCGUCGGCUCCGAAAUGUGCUUUGCUGUCGAAGCUGCUGAGGAUCUGGAGAGAAAUGGUGUUAAAGCCCGCAUCAUCAGCUUCCCAUGCCAAAGGUUAUUCGAAGAGCAGAGUCGCGAGUACAGAAGAAGCGUGUUGCGCCGGGUGGAAACGCUAGUCGUGGUUGUUGAGGCGUAUGCUGCGAACGGAUGGGAGCGUUAUGCCGACGCGAGUAUCUCGAUGAAGUCGUUUGGGAAAAGUUUACCCGGAAAAGACGCCUAUAAAUAUUUCGGAUUCGACGGUAAGGUUAUAUCGUGUAAGAUUUUGGCGCAUCUAGACGCUAUUGAACAACAACGGGCUCUCAAGAGCGAAUUUAUAGAGCUUUAA